Molecule: messenger RNA, 1294 nt
Organism: Alnus glutinosa
Lineage: Eukaryota; Viridiplantae; Streptophyta; Magnoliopsida; Fagales; Betulaceae
Product: glucan endo-1,3-beta-glucosidase, basic isoform-like
Exons: 2
Coding region: 122-1159 (345 amino acids)
Biological process (GO): carbohydrate metabolic process
Cellular component (GO): cell wall; plasma membrane
Molecular function (GO): hydrolase activity, hydrolyzing O-glycosyl compounds
Source: RefSeq, a predicted model, not a curated record
ACUGUAAUGGUCACCCAAAAAUCUGACGAAAAAGCCUCCGUACCCGUCUAUAAAAGGGCAGUUUGCUUGAUAUUGUUAAAAGCAUACUUCUUUGCUUAUUUUCUUCUAUAUAUUUGUUCAAAUGGCUAAAUCCAAUUAUGCUCGCAAAAGCCCUCCAUCGAUGAUUUCCAUACUGCUAUUGCUUGGGCUGCUAAUUGCCACCCUAGGCCAAACAGGUGCCCAAAUUGGUGUUUGUUAUGGAAGAGUCGGGAACAACCUACCAAAGCCAUCUGAGGUUGUCGCACUCUAUAAGCAAUAUAACAUCCGAAGAAUGAGAAUCUAUUAUGCCGACCAAGAAACUCUCCAAGCCCUUCGAGGCUCCAACAUUGAGCUCAUUCUUGGCCUUCCAAAUGAUAACCUUCAAAACAUUGCUUCGAGCCAAGCCAAUGCAAAUUCUUGGGUUCAAAACAAUGUGAAAAACUUUGGUAAUGUCAAAUUCAAAUACAUUGCUGUUGGAAACGAAGUGAAGCCUUCAGAUGGAUUUGCACAAUUCCUUGUCCCUGCCAUGCAAAACAUUCAAAAUGCAAUUUCUACGGCCGGCCUCGUGAACCAAAUCAAAGUUUCCACUGCCAUUGACACCGGAGUCCUUGGAGAAUCCUUUCCUCCGUCAAAAGGCUCGUUCAAGUCUGAUUACCGGCCGCUUCUCGAUCCAAUCAUCCGCUUCUUAGUGAACAACCGAUCUCCGUUACUUGUUAACUUGUACCCCUACUUUAGUUACAUUGGCAACACCAGAGACAUUCGUCUUGAUUAUGCUCUUUUCACAGCUCCUUCACCUGUAGUGACUGAUGGCUCGCUCAGUUACCGUAAUCUUUUUGACGCCAUUUUAGAUGCCGUUUACGCAGCACUAGACAAGGCUGGCGGGGGGUCUUUGGAGAUCGUUAUAUCGGAGUCUGGUUGGCCUUCAGGUGGCGGGACAGCCACAUCUCUUGACAAUGAAAGAACUUACAUUACGAAUUUGGUUCAGCAUGUGAAGGGAGGGACUCCAAAGAAACCUGGAAAACCUAUAGAAACUUACGUAUUUGCCUUGUUUGAUGAAAAUCAGAAAAAUCCAGAAUAUGAGAAAAAUUUUGGACUCUUUCUUCCAAAUAAACAGCCCAAGUUCCAAGUGAAUUUCGGCUAAGAAUAUCACUUCUACUGCAUCCUGGAAUAAGUGCAGUUUGGUGCACAUAAUUAAGAUAACAAAUAAAGAGUUACUUGUAAUCCCGUAGACUCAAAACUAUGGUUAUUUCAAUAAGAUCAAAUGUUCUAUGGCAAA